AUGGAAUACCCACUCAGGCCCAAGUUAUACAGCCUCAGCCCUAUGGAACAAGAAGAACUCAAGAAGUUUAUUGACAAAAGUCUCAAGAAGGGAUUUAUUAGAGAAUCCAAAUCACACAUGACAUCCCCAUUCUUCUUCAUUAAAAAGAAAAAUAGAAAACUAUGGCCAUUACUAGAUCUCUCAAUAGAUGUGGAAUAUUUCUCGCUAGUGAACAUCAAUACAGGAUAUAACAACAUACUCAUCAAUGAAAAGGACAUCCACAAAGCAGCAUUUGCAACAAACUUGGAAAUGUAUGAACCACUGGUGAUGUAUUUUGGCCUAACCAACUCAUCAGCAACAUUCCAAACAAUGAUGAACUUGUUUUUUUAA
Heterobasidion irregulare TC 32-1 is the source of this 369-nucleotide messenger RNA. RefSeq lists its product as uncharacterized. Lineage: Eukaryota; Fungi; Basidiomycota; Agaricomycetes; Russulales; Bondarzewiaceae. The record is from RefSeq and is a predicted model, not a curated record. The transcript is spliced from 3 exons. The coding region runs from base 1 to 369 and encodes 122 amino acids.